Molecule: messenger RNA, 1759 nt
Organism: Bombus impatiens (common eastern bumble bee)
Lineage: Eukaryota; Metazoa; Arthropoda; Insecta; Hymenoptera; Apidae
Exons: 4
Coding region: 226-1629 (467 amino acids)
Source: RefSeq, a predicted model, not a curated record
CAUGGUGCUGCUCAUGGUGGUGUCCUAGUUCGAACGGUAUUUUCUCUCUCUUUGCAUGUUUAUAUGUGUAUAAAAAAGUUUACAUUCUAUCUUGACGCGAACUAUUAACAAAGGAAAACAUGUUCUGGAUGCAAGUGAAUAAUAAGUGAAUAAUAAGAGAGUGCAAACAACUUUUAAGAUCAUGCAAGCAGUUUAUCUAAUAAUAAUAAUAAUUUCGUAAAGCAAAUGGCUCGAGUGUUAGUUUACGUGCGGCCCGUUUAUGCAAUCUCCAUUGAUAUAAAAUUGGACAACAAAAUGGACCCUUCUGACUAUGCAAUAAGAAUAAAAGAAGAGCCAAUCGAUCCGGAGAUCUGCGAUGAUUUGUCGCCAGUUGAUACGAAUACAGGGAAUGAAAAUGAAACAGCGACGUUUAAAGGUAAAUCUUCGGAUAACGUUUAUUCUGAAUAUGAAGAAUCCGCGUUUCCUCAAGAAAGUACGUAUCUAAAAAAUAAGAAAUCGGAUCCUGAUAAACGAAAAAGUAAACAUAAAGUACCUUCAAACAACAGAAGCAGUUGCAACGUUUGUUUGUUAACUUUUCGAACUAAACAUUUAUUUGAUCAGCAUAACAAAUUAUAUACCUGUAAUGUAUUUAAGUGUAAUAAUUGCACUGCGAUUUUCACUAUGCAUUUUUCCUUGAUACGUCAUUUAAAGAAACAAUGUCGUACGAAACAAUUGUCUGGAUAUAGAUGUAAUUUUUGUAGCCGAAGGUUUUCCUAUAAAAGACAUAUCCAAUCUCAUUUAUUCCAUGCGCAUGGGAACGCAAUAUUUUCUGGUGAAAGCAAAAUCACGAAAACAUCUCCUGAAUCGUUAGGAAAGUCGAAUCAUUCGGAUGGUAUAGCCAUGGCAGAAUCAAAUACUUCACACAGUCCCUGCCCAAAAAACGUAGAUAGCUCAAUAAAUAUACCUUUGAUACCAUCUAAUAGUUUAAACAGUACAUCCACCAAGGGUUCGAACAGCGAUAUCAAGUCUACGCACCCGAAAUGGUUAAACGAUUCGCAUUGUACAAAUUCGAAAAGGAUGAAGCAGACCGUCCUUACAGACUUCAUAUCGACGUACAAAAACAAACCGAAUGACAAAUGGGUUAGCCCGGAAAAAGUUAUCGAUACGGAGAAUAUUCCUGUUACUGCGACUAUUAUUCCAACUUCAACGUUCGACACAUUUAGUAACAAGACAUCAACGGCUGCAGAAGUUAUUCAGAUGUCUACUUCUGUUGAGCGAAUCGAAUCUCCUGUUAGGAAACGACCAUUUGUUCAAAUUCAUGUGAAUUUAAAAACAAUGAUAUCUUUAUUAAGGAACGAAAUAAAAGCUGAACCUGGAAGCUCUAAUACCUUGCGCAAUACGCCUUACAACCUUAGGUCAGUGAAAAGAUGUUUUUCUUCUUUAUAUGAUUUUUACGAUUUAUUGGAGUUUGAGACCUUUGGAAGAUCAAGACAAUCUUUUAAAAGAAACAAGUUCCCCUAUAUAUUUGACCAAAGUAGAAGAUCUGCACCUGAAGCUAAGUAUAAAGAAUGCGUGGUCCGUUUGGAGAAAUGCGACAAAUUCUUGAAGCCUACUAGUUUUGUGUCAGGCCAAGACGAAGACGAAAACUAAAAGAAAAAGGAAAACGAAGACGCUUUCAAGCAAGCAGUAUCGAAAAAUGUGAAAGAGGAAAUUGAAGGUUUUCGUGAAACAAGCUCGACAUGUAACUUGCCUUUGAAAGCUGACACGAUUGCGUCAAAGC